CAUUCAAAUCGAGUGAAUGAUAUCAGCAUCGAUGAGCCUGGCGAUUUCAUUAUCAGUUGUUCGAAUGAUGGCCGUGUUGUUACAUAUUCUCUAUCUGAACCAGGGCAAGCGCAAUUUAUUAAAUUUUCUUACCAAAUCAAGUCAGUGGCUAUUGCUCCAGAUUACUCCAAGUCGCGCCAGUUUGCAGUUGGAGAGAGUAAGCUUAUUCUUAUAUCAAAAGGAGUUCUCUCAAAGAUUAAGCGAGAGGAGCUGGCUGUAACCAAAGGCAAUUAG
This is a messenger RNA of Protopolystoma xenopodis, 273 nucleotides long. The record is from the annotation of a GenBank genome assembly. Lineage: Eukaryota; Metazoa; Platyhelminthes; Monogenea; Polystomatidea; Polystomatidae.